Messenger RNA from Prosopis cineraria, 1049 nucleotides. Its product is annotated as eukaryotic translation initiation factor 4E-1-like. The record is from RefSeq and is a predicted model, not a curated record. The transcript has 5 exons. Gene Ontology annotation, biological process: translational initiation. The coding region runs from base 100 to 774 and encodes 224 amino acids. Gene Ontology annotation, cellular component: cytoplasm; eukaryotic translation initiation factor 4F complex. Gene Ontology annotation, molecular function: RNA 7-methylguanosine cap binding; translation initiation factor activity. NCBI's taxonomy places the organism in Eukaryota, Viridiplantae, Streptophyta, Magnoliopsida, Fabales, Fabaceae.
AGCCCAUAACAGUCGCGAAAGGUAGUCGCUGUGAGAGAAAGCGAGGGAAAGAGCGAAACUGCGAAAACAUUUCAGUUUGCACGAAGAAAUCGAGCGAAAAUGGUGGUGGACGAGCCCCCAAGGCCUACCGUUACAGGCAAUCCAAUUGGUGACGGCAAUGAGAAUCUGGAGGAGCAAGGCGAGAUCGUUCGAGAUGAUGACUCCACGUCUUCCAAGCUACCGACGGCGAUGGUCCGAAAGCCUCAUCCACUUGAGAAUUCUUGGACCUUCUGGUUCGAUAACCCCUCGGCCAAGUCCAAGCAAGUCGCCUGGGGAAACUCUAUCCGAGCCGUUUAUACCUUUGCAACUGUUGAGGAGUUUUGGAGUAUAUAUAACAACAUUCAUCAUCCAAGCAAGUUGGCUGUGGGAGCAGAUUUCCAUUGUUUUAAAUACAAAAUUGAGCCAAAGUGGGAGGACCCUGUCUGUGCUAAUGGUGGAAAAUGGACUGUUGCCUUUUCCAGGGGAAAAUCUGAUACAUGUUGGUUAUAUACGUUGCUGGCAAUGAUUGGAGAACAGUUUGACCAUGGAGAUGAAAUUUGCGGUGCUGUUGUGAAUGUCAGAAGUAGGCAAGAAAAAAUUGCUAUUUGGACUAAAAACGCUUCAAAUGAAGCCGCUCAGAUGAGCAUUGGAAAACAGUGGAAGGAAUUUCUUGAUUACAACGAACACAUUGGCUUCAUCUUCCAUGAGGAUGCUAAGAAGCAUGACAGAGCUGCUAAAAGUAGAUACACCAUAUGAAAACUACGCCUUUUCCCUUGGCAAGGUUUGGAUAUGCCUCCACCAUCCUCGAGCUUUUUUUCUUAGUUCUCUCCCGUGUUUUUUUCGGCUUGUUGGGGAAAGGAAUAUAGGAAUACUUCCCGGAGGACUGGCUGUAUAAAAGACUGUCGGAUACUGCAGUUUUGGUUUUGGUUUUGGUGUAGGGCCUGCUAACGGAGGGGGUACUGUGGAUGAAUUCUGGAGACCCCAAAGUCCCCAUCUAAUCUGAAUAAAUAUCAUUUGCCCGGUUUUGCCAC